AUGCGAACAGGAAAGGAAAAUGAAAUCGUAUUUUCCCAGAAAACCACAAAAAUGUUUGCACUUUAUUUCGUGGUGUCGCUGGUUCUUGUUACCUCCACCCGGGCACAGACGGGUCCGAACUUUUGUACCUAUAGUGAGGGAGUGUUUGAAUGUAACUACGCCAGCAUGGUGUCAACAUCAGACAGACCUAUAGACUAUUAUGGAUUUAGCGAGGAUCCGCAACAAAUCGAGGUCACAGUCAAUGGUUUCCUGCCUUACUUUGGUGAUAGUAAAGUGUUCACCAAUUUUGAGUCAAUCGACACCAGCACAUUUGAUAGCAAUUCCCCGUCAACUCUCACAAUAGACUGUGGUUGGGCCGGAAGUAUGUUUAUGACUGCGGGAGCAUUCAGCAACAUGAGUCACGUACAGUAUCUUAAGAUCAGAAACUGUGAGACGUACUACAUACCAUCGCAGAUGUUCCAAGAACUAGUGAACCUGGAUUAUUUCAGUUUCGAAGGCGGUUCCAUAGAUGACAUAGAUCCAAAUGGUAUGUUCGGCCUUAGCGUUGAGAAGCUGACAUUCAGCACGCACUCUUUCCCGCGAAAUAUAGGCAGAUUCGACUUGAAGUACACACCGUUCUCAACCAAAGCAGUCCCACCUGGGCUUCUCUUCAACUGGAAAAACUUAUCAACCGUGGCUAUCGUGGGCGCUGAUUUGGACACUGUUUCUGCAGAUGUGUUUACCUUCAACACGAAGCUAACUCACAUUGAUCUAAGCGAUAACACUAUGACUUCCAUACCAAGUGGACUUUUUGACAAUCUAAAUUCACUGUCUGAGGUUGCUAUGUACAACAUUGAGUGGACCUGUAGCUGUGAUAACACAUGGUUUGUGGAAUACACAACAACAAACAAUAUAUCUAUGUUCGGAGACUAUAUGUGUAGUAACAUUGCAGGGACAAGUGUGUGGAAGUAUUACAAUGACAACUGUUUGACUGACAAUCUCUGUGAGGGCACAAUAGGAAUAGUAAUGCUCAAGAAGUGCCUCACCUUGUUUGCAAUGCUCGCUUUUGGUUGUGCAUUCGUGGCAUUGGUUGUAGCAAUUGUCUGCCUGGGCCUGAUUAUAUGCGUUAGGAAGCAAGCUACUGAGUCGAAAGCCAGAAAAGUGAAAGCUCGCGGAAGAUGGAAUAAAGUGAAGGACAUCCCAAAUAUGAAGCUUAAACUCAAGAAAUAA
Molecule: messenger RNA, 1209 nt
Organism: Mercenaria mercenaria
Lineage: Eukaryota; Metazoa; Mollusca; Bivalvia; Venerida; Veneridae
Product: leucine-rich repeat transmembrane protein FLRT3-like
Exons: 8
Coding region: 1-1209 (402 amino acids)
Cellular component (GO): plasma membrane
Molecular function (GO): protein binding
Source: RefSeq, a predicted model, not a curated record